Molecule: messenger RNA, 1079 nt
Organism: Syngnathus acus (greater pipefish)
Lineage: Eukaryota; Metazoa; Chordata; Actinopteri; Syngnathiformes; Syngnathidae
Gene: slc25a26
Product: solute carrier family 25 member 26
Exons: 10
Coding region: 125-940 (271 amino acids)
Biological process (GO): transmembrane transport
Cellular component (GO): mitochondrial inner membrane
Molecular function (GO): S-adenosyl-L-methionine transmembrane transporter activity
Source: RefSeq, a predicted model, not a curated record
CAAAACACGGAAGUCAACAUGGCGGCGCCCUGUACGGGCGUGUUUUUCAUUCGUCCCCUGCCAAACACGAGCAUAGUUUAGUGGCACAUGUCAGGCGAGCGAUCGGAAGCAUUGAAAGCGGAUCAUGGAGAGCCGAGAAUUCAUCGCGUCCCUCGUGGCUGGAGGGUGUGCCGGCAUGUGUGUGGACCUCACCCUUUUCCCACUGGACACCAUUAAGACCAGACUGCAGAGCCAGCAAGGCUUCUACAGAGCCGGGGGCUUCAGGGGCAUCUAUGCAGGGGUCCCAUCUGCUGCUCUCGGCUCAUUUCCGAGUGCCGCUGCCUUUUUUGUCACCUACGAGUACACAAAGUCCUUCCUUGGUUCCGGCGGAAUGCUAAAAGACCCAUCGGUGGCUUCAGUCACUCACAUGCUGGCGGCCUCCCUGGGUGAGACGGUGGCGUGUCUGAUCCGAGUGCCCGCAGAGGUGGUUAAGCAAAGGACGCAAGUGUCGACGUCAUUCAGCACAUACCACAUGCUUGUGGUCAUACUCAAGGAAGAGGGUGUCCGAGGCUUGUACAGAGGCUUUAGCAGUACAGUCCUCAGAGAGAUUCCGUUUUCUCUGGUGCAGUUUCCACUUUGGGAAUAUUUAAAGACUCAGUGGUCACAGCGACGAGGUCACACGCUCCACUCUUGGCAAGCUGCGCUGUGCGGAGCUUUUGCAGGUGCGGUGGCAGCGAUUGUUACCAAUCCUCUUGACGUGGCAAAGACGAGGAUUAUGCUCGCCAAGGCCGGCUCAACCACGGCGAGCGGCAACAUCCCACUGGUGCUUUGUGAUGUGUGGAAGCGGCAAGGGCUUACCGGGCUGUUUGCAGGCAGCAUACCGAGGAUGACCUUCAUCAGCAUGGGCGGCUUUAUUUUCCUGGGAGCCUACGAGAAAACUCGCCGGACUUUGCUGUCGUAAGCGUCUGUGAACGUCACGUAGCUGACGGCUCAUUCCAAAGAACUGCUGUCAGCAAAAAAUCGUGCGUUACGCACAAUCGGUGGUUACUUACUGUUACAUCCUGAAGGCCUUGCUUUAAUACACGGGUAGCCAACUCUCG